UCAACGCAUAUUAUCUAGUUUAAUAUAAAUUUUGAACUCGAUACCGCACAAUGUCGGCAAAAGGGAGAAAUAAAAAUAGAUUGUCGGAUCGACGGAAGCGUAAUGUUAUCGGAAAGGAGGAAAAAUAUUUACAAGAACGGGAUAAAUCCGAUAAGGAAGAUUCUGAACCCGAGCAAGAAUGGCCAUUACCUUUUCCAGUUGCAAUGUGGGAUCUUGAGCACUGCGAUCCCAAAAAAUGUUCUGGUAGAAAACUUGCAAGACAUGGAUUAAUAAAAACUCUCCGACUCGGGGUUCGAUUUUCUGGGCUAGUUUUAACUCCUGUAGGAACUAAAUGUGUAAGUCCACUCGAUAAACAAAUCAUUCAAGAAAAUGGCUGUGCAGUUGUCGAUUGUAGUUGGGCUCGAUUAGACGAUACUCCGUUUAGUAGAAUGAAAGCACUGCAUCCAAGGUUAUUACCUUUUCUCGUAGCAGCAAAUCCAAUUAAUUAUGGAAAACCAUGUCAAUUAAGUUGCGUUGAAGCUAUAGCUGCUACAUUAAUUAUUACAGGAUUUCCAGAAGAUGCUCACUUUUAUCUUGGUAAGUUUUCUUGGGGACAUUCAUUUUUAGAACUAAAUGCUGAUCUACUAGAAAGCUACGCUGCAUGCUCAAAUAGCGAAGAAAUUAUAGAAGCCCAAGAUAAAUUCUUAAUUAAAGCAAGGCAAGAAAGAGCCGAUAGACUAGCAAUGCCAGAUUUUCCACCAUCGGAAAGUGAAUCGGAAGAUGAUAAAAGUGAGAAAAAUGAAGAAAGUAAAACAGAGACGAGUACGCCAAAUAUAAUUAACGAAGAAGAAAGUAAAGUAUGAUGGAGUAAAAAUCAUGAAGCCCAUUUUUUCAAUUCUGAUAAA
This is a messenger RNA of Ceratosolen solmsi marchali, 884 nucleotides long. Its product is annotated as ribosome biogenesis protein TSR3 homolog. The coding region runs from base 51 to 842 and encodes 263 amino acids. Gene Ontology annotation, molecular function: rRNA small subunit aminocarboxypropyltransferase activity. The transcript is spliced from 4 exons. Gene Ontology annotation, biological process: maturation of SSU-rRNA. Lineage: Eukaryota; Metazoa; Arthropoda; Insecta; Hymenoptera; Agaonidae. The record is from RefSeq and is a predicted model, not a curated record.